AUGGCGGUCUCCAUCAAUGAGCUUGACACUGAAGUUGAGGGUGUUUGGACCACACCCUACGAGUACAAUGACGAGGAACAGCCGUGUGAGGCCAUCAAUAUCAAGGAUCUGCUGGCCCAGUUUCUGCCCCCGCUGUAUUCCCUGGUGUUCAUUGUGGGUCUGCUGGGCAAUGCGGUGGUGGUGGUGAUCCUCGCCAAAUACAGAAGGCUCAGCGUCAUGACCAACAUCUACCUGCUCAACCUGGCGAUUUCUGACUUGCUCUUUCUAGCCACCCUUCCAUUCUGGAUCCACCAUGCUAGAUGGGGAAAGUGGGGUUUUGGCCACCCCCUGUGUAAGCUCAUCACGGGGUUGUAUUACCUAGGCUUGUAUGGCGAGAUCUUUUUCAUCAUCCUCUUGACAAUCGACAGGUAUCUGGCCAUUGUCCACGCAGUAUUUGCCCUGCGAACCCGGACUGUCGCCUUUGGUAUCAUAACCAGCAUCUUUACCUGGGCCCUGGCUGGGCUGGCAGCCCUCCCUGAAUUUAUCUUCCAUGAGGUCCAAGGAGAUGCUGAAGACCCUGUCUGUGGCCCUCAUUACCCAGAGGGUCAGGAAGAUACCUGGAAACGCUUCCAUGCGCUACGAAUGAAUAUCUUGGGUCUUGUGCUCCCUCUCCUCAUUCUGGCUUUCUGUUACUCAGGAAUCAUUAGAGCCCUGCUGAAAUGCCCCAGUAGACAAAAGUCCAAGGCCAUCCGGCUCAUUUUUGUCAUCAUGGUGGUCUUUUUUCUGUUCUGGACCCCCUACAGCCUGGUUCUGCUCCUUUUGGCCUUUCAAGGGAUCCUCCCGGACAACAACUGUGAGCAGAGCAAACAGCUGCACCUGACCUUGGCAGUGACGGAAGUGGUCCUGUACACACACUCCUGCAUCAACCCCAUCAUCUACGCCUUUGUGGGCGAGAGGUUCCAGAAGUACCUCUGCCACUUUUUCCACAGGCACGUAGGCAUCUACUUCAGCAAACAUUUCCCGUUCCUUCUGAAAGAGAGACAAGAAAGGGCCAGCUCUAUCUCCCCAUCUACAGGGGAACAGAAACUGCUCUCGGGGGUCUUUUAAGUCAGAUACAGAAAAGCACCUGCAGACA
Molecule: messenger RNA, 1114 nt
Organism: Echinops telfairi (small Madagascar hedgehog)
Lineage: Eukaryota; Metazoa; Chordata; Mammalia; Afrosoricida; Tenrecidae
Gene: CCR3
Product: C-C motif chemokine receptor 3
Exons: 1
Coding region: 1-1086 (361 amino acids)
Biological process (GO): immune response; G protein-coupled receptor signaling pathway; inflammatory response
Cellular component (GO): cytoplasm; membrane
Molecular function (GO): C-C chemokine receptor activity
Source: RefSeq, a predicted model, not a curated record